This is a messenger RNA of Psylliodes chrysocephalus, 2706 nucleotides long. The record is from the annotation of a GenBank genome assembly. NCBI's taxonomy places the organism in Eukaryota, Metazoa, Arthropoda, Insecta, Coleoptera, Chrysomelidae.
UGCCACUCUACUAUAGACGCGGGUAGAAUUUUUAGCAGUCUGUUAAAAGAGUUCGAGUUAGAGUUCAAUUUCAGUUACAGCUUACAGCGUACAUUUACACAGUCGCGGCGGGCGAAGUGGAAAAAACUACCGAGUCUCCGAAAGCGCCGGUUCAAAUUUUUGAAUGAUUUAAAUACCAAGUCAAACAUAAUCGCGGCGUUGAGUAAAGGAGACAGUGUCAGUCAAGAUGGCAACCAAACCACAGAGUGGUUCGACUGAAUUGGAAAGUUUUUUACCACAAGAUAACUCUGGUGCAAAUGGAGUUACCAAAUACAAAAUUGCAACAAAUGGAGAUGUAGAAACUGCAAAUCUAGGAGAAUUUGAUCCAUUUAAAUCCAGACAAUUACAGCACCCUGUAUCAAAUGUCAAUACCCUCACUCAUCUACUAAAGGCUUCACUAGGAACUGGAAUUUUAUCAAUGCCUGCUGCCUUCUACAGUUCAGGCUUAGUUAUGGGAAUAUUUUUGACCAUUUUAGUUUCUGUUAUAUGCACCCACUGUGCCUACGUCUUAGUUACCAGUGCCCAUGAACUGUACAAAAAAUCAAGAAAAACACAAAUGGGAUUUGCCGAUGUUGCACAAGAAGCCUGCAAAAGAGGUCCACCGUUCGCUAGGAAAUUUGCUCCAUUCGCAAAACAAUUUAUACAAAUAGGAAUAUUCGUGACGUACUUUAUGACCUGCAGUUGCUACACGGUCAUCAUGGCUAAGAAUUUCAAUUACGUCAUCGAUCACUAUUUGGGAUACGAGGUGGAAAUAAGGAUAACCAUAGCGGUCAUGUUACUGCCGCUCAUUCUACUGGCAUACGUUCCAAACUUGAAAUAUUUGGCGCCGUUUUCCAUGGUCGCUAAUGGAUUUAUGGCCGUCAGCUUGGGAAUUACAUUCUAUUAUUUGGUUGAGAAGAUGCCCGCCGUGUCUGAGAGGCCAGCCGUAGCUCCCAUCGCUACCAUGCCGGUGUUUUUCAGCAUCACCAUAUUUGCCAUCGAAGCCAUUGGAGUUAUUAUGCCAUUGGAAAAUAACAUGGGAACCCCUCAGAAAUUCGUCGGAUUAUGCGGUGUCCUCAAUCAAGGAAUGAGCGGAGUCACUUUGGUAUAUAUAUUGAUAGGUUUCUUCGGGUAUCUUCGAUAUGGAGAACACGUUGAAGGUUCUGUGACUCUCAAUCUUCCGAUAAGCGAUUAUGCUGCGCAAGCUGUUAACAUUUUAGUGGGCGGAGCAGUUUUUUGUACGUUUGGACUUCAAUUCUACGUGUGCAUAGACAUAGCAUGGAAUGGCAUUAAGGAGAGAUACGCCAAGCAACAAAAAGCCGCCAAUUACAUCAUGCGUACAAUCAUGACAUUGGUCUGUGUCUUCAUAGCGAUAGCGGUUCCGACCAUAGUACCGUUCGUGUCAUUAAUCGGUGCUUUUUGCUUUUCGAUUUUGGGAUUGAUGGCACCUAUAGCAAUCGAAAUGUUUACGUUCUGGGAAAAAGGAUUCGGUAAAUACAAUUGGAAGAUCGUCAAAAACCUAAUCGUUGGUAUUAUAGCCUUUUUAGCUUUGAUAUUCGGUUCGAAAGCAGCCAUUGAAGAUAUUAUUGCUAUGUAUUCGAAUUCUCCUAACGCUACUACCGAAGUUUUACCUAUUUUUGGAGAAGAACCCAAGUUUAACGGUACCACGCCGGUAGCUAUCUUAGCAAGAAGCAUUCUCAAUGGUACCACCUUUGGAGAUAUAGUGGAAACAACGUUAGCACCGCUAAAUAGUACUAUACUAAGUUAGAUGAUGCGUGGUAGCUUAAUUUAUUUAAACAAAUAGAUCGAAUUUAUUUCGAGAUUGUGUACAUUUUUGGUAAGUUAUUUUUAUGUCAUAUAUUUUAUAAACGGGACUUAAAAUGUUUGAUGAAACGGAAUUUUAAUACCGCUGGCGGAUUUUAAAAACUUUCGUCUCAUGACAGAUGAAAAUUUCAAAAAUAGUUUAUCCAAUCACAUUGAGUAAACUCGAAGCAUUGUUAAAACUUACCACAAAAUUAUACCUUCUAUUUUCAACAAUCUUGUAAAAUUGUCAUCGAGAGACAUGAACCCAAAUCCUCAGUUAUCUAUACGUAAAAGUAAACGCUGUCAAUACUGCCAACGUCAACUGAUGACAGUUGACGUACACAUCAAAUGGAAGAAUUCUGUCAAUUUUUGUUUACUAUAUACAUUGCGUUCGGUCUGCCAAGUUCCUUUAACUCCUUUAACACUUUUAACUCCAAACGACCCUUUUACCGUUAGGUUUAGUCCGAUUAGUGACAGUUUAACACGCUUAAAUGUCAUUUAAAAGCACCCUAAAAUUUGUCCCGCUCCAGCCCCUGACUGACCGAACUCGCCUUUUAUAGUUUUAUUCGUAGAGUCAGUUUCUGGUCAUUACCGAAAACCGAUAAUUUCGCAUGCGCAAUCAGUUUGUAGGGAGCUAUGAUAAGUAGAGAUGAACCCAAACGAUGGAUAAAAAUAAAUUAUGAAUAUUUCACGUUUAAAAAAUUAAAAUAGAUGGCAAAGUUGUCGGCUCGAUUUCAGGGAGCGCCAAUUGCUUUUUGGUAUUUAAUAGUUUUUGUAAUUUAUUUUAAUAUCCGAAUACGUGUUAUGGAUUCGUUGAAAUUGAGAGACAUCAUUCUAAAAUGAUGUAGACUUCGUAAUUCAUAAAUCGAAGACGCGUGAACUGAA